This is a messenger RNA of Rhinolophus ferrumequinum (greater horseshoe bat), 1232 nucleotides long. It is a transcript of the gene TMEM35A, whose product is annotated as transmembrane protein 35A. Gene Ontology annotation, biological process: chaperone-mediated protein complex assembly; positive regulation of protein localization to cell surface. The transcript is spliced from 2 exons. Bases 134 to 658 code for a protein of 174 amino acids. Gene Ontology annotation, molecular function: acetylcholine receptor regulator activity. The record is from RefSeq and is a predicted model, not a curated record. Gene Ontology annotation, cellular component: endoplasmic reticulum. Lineage: Eukaryota; Metazoa; Chordata; Mammalia; Chiroptera; Rhinolophidae.
UCUCCCUUUGUCAUUCUAGCUGCCUGCCGCCUCCGCAGCGUCCCUCUCGAACUCUCUGUGCUAACUGCCUGCGCUUUAGACUGACAGGGUGCGCAAAGCAAUAGGAUUAGUUGGGACCUGCCUUGGUGACCCCAUGGCAUCCCCCAGAACCAUAACUGUCGUGGCCCUCUCAGUGGCCCUGGGACUCUUCUUUGUUUUCAUGGGGACUAUCAAGUUGACCCCCAGGCUCAGCAAGGAUGCCUACAAUGAGAUGAAACGUGCUUACAAGACGUAUGUCCGAGCCCUUCCUCUGCUGAAGAAAAUGGGGAUCAAUUCCAUUCUCCUUCGCAAAAGCAUUGGGACUCUUGAGGUGGCCUGUGGCAUUGUCAUGACCCUUGUGCCUGGACGUCCCAAAGAUGUGGCCAACUUCUUCCUGCUCUUGCUGGUGUUGGUUGUGCUCUUCUUCCACCAGCUAGUCGGUGAUCCUCUCAAACGCUAUGCCCAUGCCCUGGUGUUUGGAAUCCUGCUCACCUGCCGCCUGCUGAUUGCGCGCAAGCCCGAAGACCGAUCUUCUGAGAAGAAGCCCUCUCCCCCAGGAAAGGUGGGAAAUGCAGGGAAAGGCGAGGAGCAGCCCUCCUUGUAUGAGAAAGCCCCUCAGGGCAAAAUGAAGUUGUCAUAGGAAAACAGAAGUGCAAAAAGUGGACCUUCCUGGCAGUUGCCUCCAUGACACCCAAAAAGAUGUCAGUGUGUGUUUUUCAUUUGAUUUAUUUACCUUGGGGGAGAGGGAAAAAUAUAAUCUGCAAGUUAAUGGCCCUAUUGGCUUGUGUACACCUAUACUCUAAAAUGACCUCCCCACAUAGACAUAUGUGCGCCACCUUUAAUCACUUCGGGGCAACUCUCACAUCUUGCUGCAUGUACAUGUAUAUGGCUAACUAUUGAAGUGUUUUUUUGAGAUGGACUCCAGCAAGCAUGUGACUGUGAAAUUAUAUGUGUGGGAAAAUGUAUUUACUGUGUGUGUGUGCACGCACAUGCCAAGGAGAAGGCUCUGAUCUUGAACUAAUCCUUCAUAGGUAUCCUUCCCUUUAUAGACCAAUUUUAAUGAAGACAGAAUAAAAUAAACCUCCUAUAAAGAUAAUCCUACUUUUGGUAUAAAACAAGUGAUGUAUUCCCAUAGGAUGGGGGAAUCCCUCAAUAAAUUAAGCUGAAAACUUAAACCUACCACUUUAGGAAAAAGUUCUUUCAAUUUGAGACAG